This is a messenger RNA of Fomitopsis serialis, 534 nucleotides long. RefSeq lists its product as uncharacterized. The transcript has a single exon. NCBI's taxonomy places the organism in Eukaryota, Fungi, Basidiomycota, Agaricomycetes, Polyporales, Fomitopsidaceae. The record is from RefSeq and is a predicted model, not a curated record. The coding region runs from base 1 to 534 and encodes 177 amino acids.
AUGACUAGCGGACACAGCGAGUCAGUCACCCCCCACAUCACUGCGCGUUCAGCAGAGGGUCUAUCGUUAAACCCUGAUGACAGGGAGACGCGCACGCAACCCUCAGACUCUGCGUUCAUUCGCCUCACUCUAGUUGGCUCAGCUCUCCUCGGCGCGGUUGCGCUGCUCCCGUAUGCCAUACUACGCAGACAGUUCAUCUCCCUAGAGCGACGCCUAGAGCACGCGACGAUCGCGAACGAUGCGCUGCAGAGAGACAUGCAGAAGCUGCUCGAGCAGGACAUCGUCAGGCGGGGCGAGUACAAGCAGCUGGGCGGGCUGAUAUCGGAGGCGAAGCACAGCAUGGAGGAGGUGCGCCGGGCGGGCGAGCGGCGAGAGGCCGAGCAGCGCACGCUGGAUGGCAAGCUCCUCGGAGGCAUACAGGAGCUGAAGACCGUCGUCGAGAGGACGGAGACGGCGGCGGUGGAGCGCCAUCUGGCUGGGACGGAGUGGAUGCGCGAUAUCCUCGACAGGUUCCGCUGGUCGGGCAAGAAGUGA